UCGCAGUACAUAAGCAAACAACUCAACUGAUACAAAUAACUUAGAAAGAUGGGUCGCCAUCAGGUGAGAAGAAAGUCGCGUACCGCUGUUAAUCAAGCAAACGUGAACGAUUACUGUUUGACGCUUGAAGAAGUUCGAAGAUCGGCUCGGCGAUGGUCUUACAUUUGGCAAAUGAAUCCGGAUUCCGAUUCCGAAGCGGAGAGCAGUUCUGCAGCGGCACCACUUACUUUGAAAGAUCCCAGUGCAUAUGGAGACUGGCAUUUGAUGAAUGUAAAGUUCGAUUUUGAAAAGAGUGUCAGGGAAAUGGUGUUGCAUCUUAACAAGUUCCCCUACCCACAACUGUUCCAUUCACCUCUCCCUUUGGGCGCCAAGUUGCACAAGACCGUGCGCUUAAGUUGCAGGCCCAACGUCACUAAUAUCUUCGAGGACGCCAUGCCGGAGAUUCGUGCCCGGGCCAGGAAGUAUAUGGAUCCGCCACCCGAAUGCGAGGGAGCCGUCGGCUACGAUUCGCGCUUCUUUCAGACCUCCAUGCUGAUCAAAUUCCCGUGCCGGCGUCCCUACUCCCCGCCCAUUCGAAGGAGCUGGGGCGGCGAGUCCUGGAUGGAUGGCCUCUGUUGUGCCAAGUUGAGUGCGGAUUUCACCUCGGAACCUCGACACAGGAAACCCCCAUCGAGACCCAAUAAACUGUUGAAGGGAUUGCAAAGGAAAUCAGUUCUUCAGGGAAGCACAAGAUGGUUCCGUCCUCGAACCGGAAUCCCAUUGAAUUCAAAAUCGGAGGAGUUCUACCAACCAUCGGUGGAACUUGACGAGGAGGAGCAGCAGAUUUCGGGGGACUACUUGGUGGAGUUGGCGAACGACGAGACGGAAAUCCCCUGCCACUCCCCUCCGACCGAGGAUUCCGAACCAAAGAUAAGCCGAACCCAGUCGGAUAUAACACUGGAUUAUUUGAGGACCCGUACCAUAUUCAGGCGUUGCCACAGCUUGGACAGUAUUGAUUUUAUUGCCAAGAGUUAAUUAUUUCAUAAUUCAUCAAUUUCGGCAGCUAUUAAAUUUUAAU
Molecule: messenger RNA, 1057 nt
Organism: Drosophila gunungcola (fruit fly)
Lineage: Eukaryota; Metazoa; Arthropoda; Insecta; Diptera; Drosophilidae
Exons: 1
Coding region: 49-1014 (321 amino acids)
Source: RefSeq, a predicted model, not a curated record